UCGCCCUGCUCGUCCUCCUCGUCGCCCUGGUGUCCGCGCAGCGCGCCGCGGCGGACGGUGACAUGUGGCCGCUGGAGAGGCCCGUCGGCAUGCCCGCCAUCCAGUCCCUGGAGGUGAUGUGCGGCAAGGACCACAUGGACGUGCACCUCACCUUCACGCAGCCCUUCGAGGGGCUCGUGUCCUCCAAGGGCCAGUACGGCGACCCCAGGUGCGUGUACGUACCGCCGUCCACGGGCAAGGCCUCCUUCUCGUUCCGCAUCGCGUACUCGCACUGCGGCACCAAGCCCGACCUGCACGGCCAGUUCUACGAGAACACGGUGGUGGUGCAGUACGACAAGGACCUGCUGGAGGUGUGGGACGAGGCCAAGCGGCUGCGCUGCGAGUGGUACAACGACUACGAGAAGACGGCGUCCAAGCCGCCGAUGGUGAUCGCCGACCUGGACGUCAUUCAGCUGGACUUCAGAGGCGACAACGUGGACUGCUGGAUGGAGAUCCAGCACGGCAAGGGCCCCUGGGCGCCGCCAGUGUCGGGCAUCGUGCCCCUCGGCUCCACGCUCACCCUCGUCGUGGCCAUCAACGACUACAGAGGGGAGUUCGACAUGCGAGUCAAGUCCUGCGCCGCGUCGGACGGCGGCGGCCACGUCAUCCAGCUCUCCGACGACCAGGGCUGCGUACUGCGGCCGAAGAUGAUCUCCCGCUUCCUCAAGGCCAGGACGGCGGACGAGCGCGCCUCCGUCGUCACCUACGCCUUUUUCCAUGCCUUCAAGUUCCCCGACGCCCUGUCCGUGCACAUCAAGUGCAAGGUUGAGAUCUGCCGCCACGGCUGCCUCGACCACUGCCAGCAGGCCGGCCUCGGUCACAGCCAGGGCCCCGCCGACCACGGACUCAACGGCCACGACGACGCCCUCCUCGGCGGCGGCUUGGGCGACGGCCUCGGCGGCGGCCUCGGCGGCCUCGGCCACGACGCCGGCCUGUACGGCCCCCUGGAGAGGAAGGACGUGCCGACGGCGGCCUCGCCGCACCCAGUGUACACGCCGGGCGGCCCCAGCGGCACCGUCAGGACCCCGGGCCAGGCCGCGCAUGCCAGCGCCGAGAACGGUGACCUGUUCGGCGACCUCAUCUACGACGAGCUGGUGCAGAUGAACGAGGAGAGCGCCGGCCUCCACGACGGCGAGCACGACGUCCCGACCGCGGCGGCGCACAAGGCGCCUCGCCCCGCCAGGCCGCCGAAGCCGUCGCAAGGACCCCUGGCAUCUCAAGGCCCCUCUCAAGCAACCCCCUCGCAGGGCCCCUCGCAGGGCCCCUCGCAGCAAGCGGCGUCGGCACCGUCGGGACCGGACUUCCUCAACAACAUGCACCACGACGUGCUGCCCAGGCCGUUCCAGGAGCCGCUGCCACCCCGGCAGUCGCUGCGCGAGGGCGUGGAGCGCUUCCCCCACGGCCCCCGCCAGCUGGACCCGGACGCCGUGAUGGAGCUGCGCGAGCUGCGCGACGACGACAACAACGCGCCCCGUCCGCCCGCACCGCGCCGCCGGAGGUCCGUCGCCGUGUCCGACCGGCACACCCGCAGCGCGGACGUGGGCGUCAGCGGGCUGUACGACGUCAUCAGCGAGGCCGACCUGGCCUUCACGCCCGACUCCAAGGCCGAGGCCGUGAUCGUGUUCCAGGGCCGCAUCCGCGAGGAGGUGGUGUACGGCAUCUGCCUGCCCGUGCAGGGCUUCAGCGUGCUGUUCGUGCUCGUGGCCGUGUCCGCCGUCGUCUCCGCCCUGGUGGCGGGCUCCCUGCUGUACCGCUACCAGGUGCAGCGCGAGACGCAGCAGAUGCUGCAGCAGCAGCAGCAGCAACAGCAGCAGCACCGGCAGCAGCAGCGGCAGUCGCAGCACCUGGGCAUGCAGGCCCUGGCCACGUGGAUGUCCAUGCGCUUCCUGGGCGGCCUCGGGCCCUUCGGGGGCCGCGCCGAGGCGGCCAGGAGCGCCGUCAGCAAGGUGGACGAGACGAGCGACUCCCGCUUCUGAGUCGCCGCGGCCGCCGCAGAUGUGGCCGAGCAACGUCUUCUAGUGACUUAGUUCUAAUUCGUUCCGGUGGCACCCCUCAUCUGGAACAGUCAGUAAGUUGAAGGUGGGGGCGGCCACCGCCACGCUUCGCAUCCUGGUUCAAGUCCCCUAGCCGCGUGAGUUACGCCUGUUACGAUGCGCCCGAGCUUUCUUACAAUUCCCCGCUUUCCUGUCCACCCAUGGCCGUCCAGAACGAUAUCAAAGGGGACUUCAAACAGCAGCCUGUGAGCCUUGACGACGCUCUGCUGGAAAUGUGUGCGACGGUUGGUGCGGUCCGAAGCCCAACCGCCGCCCACAUUUCCCAUAAAAGCCGUCCCAGAGCAAUUUGAAGUACCCCGGUCGGCGUCCCGUCGACGUGGCCUCGGCGUUCUCGGCGUCCUCGUCCCCUUCUUCCUUCUCUCUUCCUUCUCCGGGCGGUGGCGCUCAGGUCGGAAUCUAAGUCAUACGAGAGAGGCUUUCAUAGUGAAGUGUACAAAGAGUAGAGUAGCCGGAUCAAACUCAAGCUGGCGACGAUGGUGUCUGUAGAUUCUGAAAGAACCAAAAACAUAAAUAAUAAUGAUAAAACUGAUAUUGAUAAUAAUAAUGUAGAUUUAUUAUGUACAAAUUCUGUUGUAGCAGCUCUAUUGUCCAAAUCACGCCACGUAUGAGAUCGCGAGAGUUAAACCAAAUAUAUUUAGAUUGUUAGAGCCGCAGUGCCCUAAGGCGGGCUCGUUGGUAUUGUUGGUUUUCUACAAUAUAUUGGAUCGAGUAGUAAAACUGGGUUUGAUCAGCACCGUGUGAGUGAACCCUGCCAGCAACCCGCCCAUUCAACAUCAUCGGUGUGAAUGUGUGUGUGUGUAUGUGUGUGCGCGUGCCUGCGUGUGUGUGCGUGGGCUGCGACGUGAUGCCACUCAAGCCGACGGCCGAAAGUUAAGGCCUCGUUAAGGACUUGAACGGAGACGUUUUGUAGUAAUAGUAUCUAUUUAUCGUUGACCGUGUGAAAAGUGAUAUUUCAUGUUAAGGACUUUUCAUGACCUGAAAGAAUGGGCUGGAGUAAAUAAUCGCGUCCCCUUUUUUGCUGCACCGGGAGGGGAGCUCGAAGACUGUGUACACGAGCGGGAGGUUGACUGUUGACUUUAAAAAAUGUAGUCCUGUAAAUUAUUUCAGGUGUGAAAGUGUUGCGUGAUUGUUUGUAAUAAUUGUUCUCAACUAGGAAACGGUGCUAGGAACCUGCUCAGAAAAAGUUGUUUGUUAUUUUAUGUGUUUGUUUUGGAAGUCUCAUCAGUGGUGCCAUAUUUAUGGGCCUAAUAUUUACUCUAAAUUAAGAGAAAGUUUUAAAAUGAGCACGAUAUCUUUUUUUUUCUUGAAAAAGUGUCAUUUAGUAAAUACAAUUGAAUGAGCUGUUGAUAGUUAUGAAUUGAAGGUAGUUGUCUACCACUGAUUAUUAUGGUGUAUUUAUUUAUUAAUUUAUAGUAGUUAUGAAUUUUUGUAUUUAGUAGUCGUUGCGUCACACGUCUACACUGAAAAUGGAACAGUGAGACAUCUAAACCCUCAAGGGGUGAGACAUAAUUGUCUGACCGAAAAAGGACGUUACCAAAAUGUUUUGCCGUAAACGGGUGAUACUUCGAUACAUGAACGAAAAGGGGUGAUGUAUCACCGAUAAAGGGUAAUAUUUCGGGCCGGUCGGGCUGAUGUCGGACCUUUUCCCGGUUACACAUUGGAGUACCGCCCUUUUUCGCUUAUAUUUUGUCUAUCGCCGAAAAUUGGUCAGAUGUCUCACCGUUCGAAUUUCAGUGUGCGGUAGUCUCUGUAAAAAUGAUGAGUGAGGGCUUGUCAAUGUAAAAUCUCGCGGUAUUCAGCUCUUGUGUGCAUGGCGCCAAACAGGCGUGCUCAAAGCCUGGAUCCGUGCCGACAUUGUUUCCAAUUCUCUUGAUUAUAUGGAUUUAAUUUAUUUUUACAAUUAAUGUAAUGUAUAAGAAAGUAGCUUAGACUGGCAAAGCAACCUUCCAAGCAGGCCUCGGCGUUGUCCUCGGGUGCUUGUCGCUGCGCUGGUUCAUCUGGUCUUCCCUUGCCGGCCUUGCCACGGUGGCCGUGCCGUGCCGUGCCGUGCCGUGCCGUGCCGUGCCGGGCCAGCCCUUGCACUUGAUGCCAAAGACUGCGCCGGCGACACUCGACCGAUGAACCGCUCUGCCCGGCUCUGCCGCGUCGUGCAAUGGGGCGUGCUAUGAGAUGUUCCUUUGGGGUUCACAGGACUUGUUGGUCUAAAUUAAAUUAUUUGUUAUUUAUUGAACAUUUAUUCUAUGUCCACAUUUUGUUAUGUAGAUGUAAGUGUUGACUAUUUACUACUUUGUGUUUGUCGGCGCCCCUCCCUUCAAUAUUACUACCAAGGUAAACAAACGCAGCGUGGAUGGAAAAAAAUUGACGUUUCCCGACGAGGCAGAUCUUGGUUGUUAAUGGCAGGAACACCUCUAAUUUUCAUCUAACAUUUUUCUCUUGUAGAUCUCGUUAGUUAUGUUUGGACCUUUGUUUAUGAUAAUUAAUUUCGAGUUAAAUUUAGACAGGUUUGUAAAAUUUCGGUGGACGCAUGGCGUGAUAUUUUCGAAUGUGGCCUUUGACAGAGCUUCGCAGGAAGCAGCUCACCCUAUUGCUCAAAGUUUAUGUUUGGUCUCACUUGAUUGUUUUACUGUUUUAUUACAUUCAAUUGCCCAUUUUGUAUAUACUUUAAGAUAUUAUUAAUAUUUGUAAUAAUAAAUAGUAAUACUACGUUAA
Thrips palmi is the source of this 4802-nucleotide messenger RNA. RefSeq lists its product as uncharacterized. The record is from RefSeq and is a predicted model, not a curated record. NCBI's taxonomy places the organism in Eukaryota, Metazoa, Arthropoda, Insecta, Thysanoptera, Thripidae. The transcript has 9 exons. Bases 63 to 2015 code for a protein of 650 amino acids.